This is a messenger RNA of Aspergillus pseudotamarii, 3036 nucleotides long. Its product is annotated as putative beta-galactosidase. Gene Ontology annotation, cellular component: beta-galactosidase complex. The coding region runs from base 1 to 3036 and encodes 1011 amino acids. The transcript has 2 exons. Lineage: Eukaryota; Fungi; Ascomycota; Eurotiomycetes; Eurotiales; Aspergillaceae. Gene Ontology annotation, molecular function: beta-galactosidase activity; carbohydrate binding. The record is from RefSeq and is a predicted model, not a curated record. Gene Ontology annotation, biological process: lactose catabolic process.
AUGGCGUCUCUUGCGACCACCGGCUGGCCAGGAGCCUUGCCUGACUGGUCUAAUUUGAAUGUGCUGCAUCGCAAUACAUUGGCCCCCAGGGCGCACUUUUACCUCUACCCCAACGAGGAAGCGGCCCUGACAUUCGAUCGUGAGGAGAGUCUGUUCCACAGCCUGAAUGGGACUUGGAAGUUUCACUACGAUGUCUCCCCAUUCGUGUCCCCCUCCUGGGAUAGUAAUGUCAAUAACUGGGAUGAUAUUGUGGUGCCUAGUAUGUGGCAGACGCAAGGAUACGGCCGCCCACAUUAUACCAAUAUUGACUACCCUUUCCCUGUCACCCCACCGAAUGUCUCAUAUAUAAACCCAACAGGGUCAUACUGGCGUGAAUUUGCAGUCCCCUCUGAUUGGGACGGGCAGCAGAUUCGUCUUCGUUAUGAAGGGGUGGACAGUGCAUUCCAUGUCUAUGUCAAUGGCGAGGAAGUCGGCUAUAGUCAAGGUAGCCGAAACCCUAGCGAGUUUGACAUUACUGAAUAUCUCUCACCUAAUGAUACCAACACACUUGCGACUCGUGUCUACCAAUGGUCGGAUGGCUCCUAUCUCGAGGAUCAGGACCAAUGGUGGCUUUCAGGGAUCUUCAGAGAUGUCUACCUCAUACCAUUCCCUCACUCUGCUAUUACGGAUUUCAGUGUCAUGCCAGAGUUGGAUGAUAGUCUUGAGAGUGGCACCUUAAACGUUAAUGUGACUAUCCAGGGAGAAGAUGGUGACAUGCGUAUCAAGGUCCUACAACCGAAUGGUGAGGUAUUCGACAGCUGGUCAGGAUCAUCAUCAGACCGCUACUCCAAGAGAGUAGAGGGCGAUGAUUUACACCUCUGGUCUGCUGAAACUCCCAACUUGUAUACGAUCCUAAUCGAAUUCAAUGGCCGGACUAUUAGCCAGAAAAUCGGGUUCCGUCGGGUUGAAAUGAGUGGCUCAAACUUUCUAGUUAAUGGCAAGCCCAUUAUUAUCUAUGGGGUUAAUCGCCACGAACAUCACCAUUUGUCAGGGAGAACUGUUCCUUACGAGGCAAUGCGCGCAGACUUGAUUCGGAUGAAACGCUCUAAUAUUAACACUAUUCGCACUGCUCAUCAGCCACCACAUCCGGAUUUUUUCGACGUGGCUGAUGAACUGGGCUUCUACGUGAUCGCCGAGGCAGAUCUUGAAUGUCACGGGUUUAUCAGGAUUGAAGAUACCGAGGAACAGGCGGCGACAUGGGUGUCUGAUAACCCCGAAUGGACCCAUGCAUACUUGGAUCGGGCCCAGCAGGUGGUAGAGCGGUUCAAGAAUCAUGUAUCCGUGAUUAUCUGGUCCCUUGGGAAUGAGUGCUUUUAUGGUCAGAACCAGGCGGCCAUGUACAAGUGGAUUAAAGAGAGGGACCCCUCACGAAUCAUCCACUAUGAACAGGACCGAAAAGCCGAAUCAGCAGAUAUCUAUAGCCAUAUGUAUUCCAGUCCGGAUACUAUGCUUGAGCACAUGGCGAAUCACACGGAUAAGCCUCUGAUUCUUUGCGAAUAUGCGCAUGCCAUGGGCAACGGCCCUGGUGGAUUAGAGGAGUACGUUGCCCUGUUUCGAUCGGAGCCUCUCUCUCAGGGAGGACUCGUCUGGGAGUGGAACAAUCACGGUCUGUUAAAGAAAGAAGGGGAACUGGAGUAUUUCGCCUAUGGUGGUGACUUUGGGGACGAGCCUAAUGAUGCCGACUUUAUCAUGGACGGUCUUACCCUCUCUGACCACACACCGAUGCCCAGUCUGCUGGAGUACGCCAAGAUCAUCCAGCCGGUCACUGUACGCUUGACCGAGGACUCUAGCCAGAUGAUUGUGACCAACCAUUACGACUUUGUUGACCUCAGCGGACUGAAUGUGUUCUGGCAUAUGGUCUAUGACGGGCAGACGACCAACCGGACAGAACUAACGCUGCCCCGUGUACCGGCCGGAGAGAAUCGCACUGUGAAUCUGCCACUAAAUACUGAUGGCGUCUCCCAGGAAGCGUGGCUAACGAUCGAGUUUGAGCUGAAGGAGGAUCGAAUCUGGGCAGACCAGGGCCACAUUGUGGCCUGGGACCAGCUCUAUCUGCCAGGAACCCCUGAUCAGCGCUCAACGGCAGCUGUUGAGCGUGCUGUGUCACCCGUUGCGCGUCAGGCCGGGCUGCAAGUAACCCAGGACCGAGCGAAACUCAACAUCACCACCAGUGGGAUGGCCUUUGGAUUUGACCUCCUGCAGGGCAAUGUCACUUGGGAAGUGGAUGGCGUCAGCAUGUUCCAGCAGGGGCCGGAGCUCUAUUUCUACCGAGCAAUGACUCAAAAUGAUGAGGCAAGUGAAGGUGACGGCGCGGAAUGGGAUGAGGCCAGGGUUGGUAUGAUGCAUACGCAGGUUCGGGAUGUGACAUGGUCACAGACGGAGAACGAAGUGGUGGUUCACUUCCGGAUCCGUGUGGCCCCGAAGGUGCUUGAAUGGGGCGUAGAAGCCGAUCUUAUUUACACCGUGUCUACUGCGGAGCCGGCAAUUCAUGUCCAAGCUAGGGGUGAGUUUGUGGGUAAGAACACGCCGUCUGUCGUUCCUCGUAUCGGGCUUAUGGCUGUCAUGUCCAAAGAGUUCAGCGAUGUGAGCUGGUUCGGACGAGGCCCAGGAGAAAACUAUAAGGACUCGAAGCAGGCAUGCCGCAUGGGUCAAUAUGAGUCGACCGUGGAGGAAUUAUAUACGCACUACGACUACCCCCAGGAGAACGGAAACCGUGAGGACCUGCGGUGGUUGCAGGUUUCUAACGGAGAGGUGACAUUGGAUGUGCGUCGUGCAGAUGAGGGGGCUUCAUUCAGCUUCACGGCUGGACGAUAUAUGCCAUUCGACCUGAAUGAUGCAAAGCACCCUCAUGAUCUCAAUCCUCUUAACGUCACUGUGCUCAAUCUCGACUAUGACAACCAUGGCUUGGGAUCCGCGACUGUCGGCCCUAAACCAUUCGAGAAGUACAAGUGUAGGACGGAGCCAUUUGAUUUCACAUUUGUGAUGAGCUUGGCCUAA